Messenger RNA from Myxocyprinus asiaticus (Chinese sucker), 1004 nucleotides. RefSeq names its product bladder cancer-associated protein-like. Lineage: Eukaryota; Metazoa; Chordata; Actinopteri; Cypriniformes; Catostomidae. The transcript has 2 exons. Bases 224 to 487 code for a protein of 87 amino acids. The record is from RefSeq and is a predicted model, not a curated record.
ACACAAGGGGUCCUUUGAGUUGCACAAAUCUACGCAAUCACCAGAAAGAAAGCAAUGGCGGCGGUGUACAUGCGAGAUCAAGAUUGACUUUUAAGAAUGGCAGGCCUCGCCCUGUAUUUGGAUUUCAAGUCUAAUCCCUUGCAGAUACACAAGGGAUUUGUCAGUGUGUAGUGUCACGUUGGAUAUCUGAGCUCAUUCUAGGCCACCCCACACCACAGACACAAUGUACUGCCUCCAGUGGUUACUCCCGGUUCUCUUGAUCCCUAAACCGUUGAAUCCGGCCCUGUGGUUCAACCACUCCAUGUUCAUGGGCUUCUACCUGAUCAGCUUCCUGUUGGAGAGGAAGCCAUGUACCAUUUGUGCCUUAGUCUUCCUGGCGGCGCUGUUUCUCAUCUGCUACAGCUGCUGGGGAAACUGCUUUCUGUAUCACUGCCACGACUCGCCACUGCCAGCCUCAGCACACGACCCCAACAUUGUGGGCACCUAGAAGUCCAAUGGCACUCUUACACAGACCCCGGUUAAUCUCAAUCCGGACUGUGAAUCCAAAACCCACCAUAAAUGCUGGGACGUUUAAGUUCUUUGUACCCACACUGUAACCCAUAACGAACUGCCCUCGUUCCCUGACUCAGAUCUGUUCCCCAUGGCACAGGGAUAUCUCAACUUUGGUUAAGGAGUCUUGACGCUUGCAUGGGUUACCUCUAGGGUUCCUUUCUUGUUGUGUUCGGUGCACACUCUUUAAUUUCUGGAUGCUGAAUUUUUUUCUGAAGGGUAGAUGAUAAUGUGUGCGCGUGUGUCAGAGUUUGUAUAUUGUGAUUUUUGGGUUUCUGUUCUUGUGUCAAUAAUCGGUAUUAAUACAAGUGUUAAGAGGAUAGAGGUGAAUUAAAGUUGAGCUAAAGGUGUGGAGCGCAUCGUAGUCCCCGAUGGGCUCUUGUUUCUGCACUGCUGAAUUAGCUCAAAUGCUGUCACAACUUUUAAUUCAAUAAAGUUUCUAAUGAUCUAAGCAA